GAAAUAAUGUAAUUAACUACAGUAAAAGGCUUUGUGCGCGAAAUUAUUAUUUCUCUGCGUCCAAAUCAUUAACUAUUUAAACAACUUUUGCCCGAGUCUCCAAAAAACGCCAGACUGAUGAUUGAUGUCGACAAAGCACCCUGCCUGGCUGCAAGAAAGAAAAAAAAAAAAAACAAAUGUGUCUAAAUGUGGCUGUGAGGAGAGGAAGAGAGAGGGAGCUUUCAACCUGAUCACAAACUUGGUUUUGCGCGCGCCCCGCCCUCCUGCUCCUCUUAUAACCAGAAAGCCUGUUUUGCAGGAACGCUCAAACAUAACAGGAACACUGAGGAGAGAGAGAGAGAGACCACAUAUCGCUGUGCAUGAAACCAUUCCUGGAGAGACAGACGACGACGAACUGUUUGGCUACACAAAGACUUUAUACUUGGAUUACUUUGUUGUUUUUUUUUCCACCUUUAUGACCAAACGACCAGAAGAAGUGGCCAUGGAUUUUCUCAACCACAACUAUUUGAACGCGCGCGGCCCAUAUGACUAUACUUUCAACUCCUGGAACGACUAUCUCGGGCUGACGACUUUAGUCACGAAGAAUAACAAGCUCAGCAUGCCCCAGAAUCCCAACUCCAUCACCGAGUCCCUGAAGGCGACCCUGGGUUUGGACGACUCCGCGGCGUGUCCGUGCGUAAUCGCCGCGAGCUGCGUUGGAGAGAGCGGCGCGCACCUGGACUGCUGCUGCUGCACGUCCGCGAGCCCACCACCACCGGCCUCCAUCCUGGACUUGAAGGAGCGCUUCUCGAUACUGAGCCCUUUCCAGAUGCAGAACCAGCUGCCAGAGCGAGAUGUCGGCUUCGGUGGCAGCUUCUCUGGGUUCGACCUCUUCGGCAUGGAGAGGAAGAUGCGCAAACCAGCUUCCAGGAGCAAGCAGGAGCCCAAAAUCUGCGUCUUCUGCAGAAAUAACGGAGCACCAGAGGAGGUGUACGGCUCCCACGUGCUGAAGACUCCGGACGGCAGGGUGGUGUGUCCGAUUCUGAGGGCUUACACUUGUCCCCUUUGCAGUGCCAACGGGGACAAUGCACACACGAUCAAAUACUGUCCACUGUCUAAAGACCAGCCAUCCCAGCGACCAUUAAAGGGAGGGAGGGCUGUGGGUGGUAAGAGGAUGAAAAUAUUCUAAAAAAAAAAAAGAAAACAGACGUGACUAUAGAAAGUAAAAUUUGAAUUGCACUGAACAAUUUUUUCCAGAUGACUGUUUUUGAUUUCGGCUCUAUAGCCUUUAUCCCUAAACAUAUUGAUUUUAUCUUCUUUUUUCUCUCUCUCUAAGAUCUCUUAUAUUUUUAUAGUUCUUUUAUCCACAUAGAAUUAUGCUUUAUACAUUGGAUUUUAUUUUUCUUGCUAGUUUAUAGUCAUUUUGAGCGUGUGCAUAUAAAUAUCAAUAAUCACAAAAAGUGUGAGUACAUUUGAAGAAGAAGAGUAUUUUGGUCAUGUAGGGAAACACACACUGACAUUGGUAAAAAAAAAAAAAAAGGGGAUGAAUGUCAUAUUUCUACCAAGUAUUUUUGUACGGUGAGCUGUAAGCUCACUUGCGAUUUUUUUCUUUCUUUCUUUCGUCUUAGAAAACCAAAGUUAUGUUUGCCAUUAAAGAAGCUCAAGAAUGUGUCAUUAAUGAGUGCUUGUGUGUGUGUGUCUGACUGGAGGAGGAACUCUUUUUGAUCCCAUCUUGCCUGCCUAGAAAACUCCACAACAUAUUUUCCAACUUGCUCUAAAAAAAGUUGACAUUCAAUCUUGUGAGGCAGGAAGAGAAAAAAAAAAGAGACAAUGUGGCCUCUGUUUGAGGGCUCAUGUCCUCUGGGGAACAUUAUAAUCAAUUGUUGCCAAGCCAAACCUCUUCUCCAAUCCUAUGUGAUGAGAAUAUUUGACUUCACAAGCAGAAAUGAGAGAUUCUAGCCUACAUUUCUUUAUGUUUACAUUCCCAAAUAAGGGCGACACACUGGAUUUCCUUUCUCUGUCAGGUCUCUCUUUCUCUAUGGUGUUUUUUUGUUUGUUUUGGUUUUGCCCUGACAAUGUAUCCACCAGAGAGUUUCACUCUAUGGGGGUGAAAAAAGAGCAAAUGAAUGUUUAGCAAACAACAACAUGUUCUCCCGUUAUUUCUUUUUCUGAAGAAUCCAAAAAAAAGAUGCAAAAAUGUUGUGAAUGUAUGAUUGAAAGUGUCACUUGCAGGACUGCACAUUUCUGACAGUUUUGUUUACCAAAGGAAUACAAUUGCAUUGAAGACAGAAGAGAGAUUUGCUGUAUUGUACAUAAAGUGAUGUUUAUUCAGUAUUUUAACAUUACAAGUGACUUCAGAGGGCGCUACCUCAACAGGAUUUUGUACUUAACAUGUAAAAUGUCAACAGCAGUUUAUUGAUAUAGUGCUGCCAUUUAUAAUAAGGGUUUUUGAUAGUAUUUUUGAUCUUUGUAUAACAUAAUUGUAUUUUCAUUUUGUUGCAUUUAACAUGAUGGAAGUGAAUUUCCAAGAAGCUAUAAGCAUUGCUCACCAAAAGGUGAUUGUCUGUAAAUAAUGAUUAUACCCAUACUUUGGAAAGUUUUAGUUGUUCAAUGUUACAUUCUUGAGAGUGUGCAAGAGAGUGGAUAUUGAAAAAGGCUGACACAAUUUGCCACUUUUAACAGAGUUUUUUUUUUUUUUUUUUGAUUAAAUGAAUAAUAGAAAAAGAAACACUGUUGAACUUUGUUAUUUAUAUUUUACCACAAUUUCCUGUAUGCUGCUGUGCAGAAUAACAACAUAUGAAUCCACUAGAGAAAUAAAAACCUAUCAAAUA
Molecule: messenger RNA, 2810 nt
Organism: Sebastes umbrosus (honeycomb rockfish)
Lineage: Eukaryota; Metazoa; Chordata; Actinopteri; Perciformes; Sebastidae
Gene: nanos1
Product: nanos homolog 1
Exons: 1
Coding region: 125-1168 (347 amino acids)
Biological process (GO): oogenesis; negative regulation of translation
Cellular component (GO): perinuclear region of cytoplasm
Molecular function (GO): mRNA binding; zinc ion binding
Source: RefSeq, a predicted model, not a curated record